Molecule: messenger RNA, 4848 nt
Organism: Microtus ochrogaster (prairie vole)
Lineage: Eukaryota; Metazoa; Chordata; Mammalia; Rodentia; Cricetidae
Product: zinc finger protein 271-like
Biological process (GO): regulation of transcription by RNA polymerase II
Cellular component (GO): nucleus
Molecular function (GO): RNA polymerase II cis-regulatory region sequence-specific DNA binding; DNA-binding transcription factor activity, RNA polymerase II-specific
Source: RefSeq, a predicted model, not a curated record
UUUUAGCGGUUUUUGGGUCCGUUAUAGCUGAUCGUGUGCAGGACCCCUUUGUCCAGAGAUAGGGGACGAAGAGUCUGAAGGAGCGGUUCUAGAGGUAGUAUUCAUCGCACAUCGGGCGCUGGCGGCGACAGCUUUGCCCAGAUCCCCGUCCCCAUCUCCCUGCGGUCUGUGCUUGCCUAGUUGGAUGGCUGCGCACAGGCACCAGGCUUAGGUAUCCAUUACUGCAGAAUUGGAUAUGGCCCUUAUACAGCAGGGCUGUGUGAGCUUUGAGGAUGUGGCCAUUUGCUUCUCACAUGAAGAGUGGAGACUCCUUGACAAGACUCAGAGGCUCCUGUAUCUCAGUGUUACGUUGCAGAACUUUGCACUUAUAAACUCUUUGGGUUGUGGUCAUAGAACAGAAGCUGAAGAGCAAAGAGUUUCUACACGAGCAUCCCAGGCUUGGAGAUCGGAGACAGCUCCAUCUGCACCGAAAGCUCACCUCUGCGAAAAGUGUGUCCCGAUUCUUCAAGACAUUUUGCACCUGCCAGAUCUACCUGGGCAGAAACAUAGUGUAGAGGUAUCUUCAAAAUGUGAUCAGCACCAAAAACAUACUAGUACAGAAAAUCCCUUGAAGAGGAACGCUGACAAGGCCUCGUACUUGAAACGAUGCCUGUUCCAUAUGUCAGCCAAGUCCUUUCCCAGUUGGGAUGUUGAGAAGGACCUGCCAGACAUACUGAGCCUUCUGAAGUCCCAGGUCCUUCCCAACAGUAAGAAGCCCAGCGAAAGCACUGAGGGUGGGAAAGAAACUCACAGUCAUGAAAGUCACAGGUCAGGAGACUGUGGGAAGCCUUCCAGUCAAAAGCAAGCAAUCGUUCACCAGCCAAAAGCCUCUUAUGGGAAAAAGCUUUAUGAGUGCAGCAAAUGUGGGAAAACAUUCCGUGGCAAGUACUCACUUGACCAGCAUCAGAGAGUCCACACUGGAGAAAGGCCUUGGGAGUGCAGUGAUUGUGGGAAACUCUUUAGCCAAACCUCCCACCUGAAUGAUCACCGUAGGAUACACACUGGAGAAAGGCCUUAUGAGUGCAGUGAAUGCGGAAAAUUAUUUAGACAGAACUCCAGUCUUGUUGACCACCAGAAAACGCAUACUGGAGCAAGACCUUAUGAGUGUAGCCAGUGUGGAAAAUCCUUUAGUCAAAAGGCCACACUUGUUAAACACCAGAGAGUUCACACUGGAGAAAGACCUUACAAGUGUAGUGAGUGUGGGAAUUCCUUUAGUCAAAGUGCCAUUCUUAACCAACACCGGAGAAUUCACACUGGAGCAAAGCCGUAUGAAUGUAACGAGUGUGGGAAAUCCUUUAGCCAAAAAGCUACCCUUAUUAAACACCAGAGAGUUCACACUGGAGAAAGGCCUUACAAGUGUACUGAAUGUGGGAAAUCCUUCAGUCAAAGCUCCAUCCUUAUUCAACACCGGAGAAUUCACACAGGGGCAAGGCCCUAUGAGUGUGGCCAGUGUGGAAAGUCUUUUAGCCAGAAGUCUGGUCUCAUGCAGCAUCAGGUAGUUCACACUGGAGAAAGGCCUUACGAAUGUGACACAUGCGGCAAUUCCUUUAGCCAGUGCUCUAGCCUCAUUCAUCACCAAAAAUGUCACGUGCAUCAGAAACCUCAUGAAAGGAGCAGAUGUGGAUAAGAAUGGCUGCCCUUACCCAUGCAUGAGGACAGAGUUGCAUCAAAACGAUGCUACCAAGCCUCCUGCUUUCCAGAAAGUUGUUGGUGUGCAGUGAAGGAUGAAGAAGAACUUCUUGAACCAAUCAUUUCUCUUGGAGCGCCACAUGUUAACACUCCAAAGGCAGCUUCUUUCUUCACGCAGACAACUUACCCUUGUGACGUAUGUGACCCCAUUUUGAAUGGUCUUUUGGAUGUGGACGAACACCAAGGAACACACACUGCACUUAUAACAUGUUCAUGCAGGGCAUGUGAGAAACAGUUCUGGUUAAGUGAAAGCUUUUGCCAGAACCUGAAGCAUAACACUGUAGAGAAUUCUUCACAAAAUAAUCAAGGUGAAGCCUCGUUAGUUAAGAAUUUCAAAGGUCAUGUAGAGCCUUACUUUUCAGAGAAGCCUUCUGCGUUUGAGGUGGCGCAGAGGAAGCUUCAGGACCAUCCGAUUGGUGCCCGACGAAAGGUCACCUACAGCCAGAAGAUAGCAGGGAGCAUUGAGAACGAAGACAACUUUCGUGUUGGACAAAUGCAUUAUAAGUGUAGUGAGUGUGGGAAAGGUUUUAACCGCAAAGAUACCCUGGUGCAGCACCAGAGGAUCCACAGUGGAGAAAAGCCUUUUGAGUGCAGGGAAUGUGGGAAAGCCUUCAGCCGCAAAGCCACACUCGUCCAGCACCAGAGGAUCCACACUGGAGAAAGACCGUAUGAGUGUGGUGAAUGUGGAAAAGCCUUCAGUCGCAAAGACAACCUCACUCAGCACAGGAGAAUCCACACUGGAGAAACGCCGUACAAGUGCACUGAAUGUGGGAAAUACUUUAGCCAUCACUCCAACCUCAUAGUACACCAGCGAGUUCACAGUGGAUUGAGGGCUUAUAAGUGCAGUGAUUGUGGGAAAGUAUUCAGACACAAAUCUACCCUUGUUCAGCAUGAAAGUAUCCACACUGGAGAAAACCCUUAUGAUUGCAGUGUUUGUGGGAAAUCCUUUGGGCACAGAUACACCCUCAUUAAACAUCAGAGAAUUCACACCCAGACGAAGCGUUUUGAAUGCACUGAAUGUGGGAAGCUUUUCAGUAGAAGCUCUGAUUUUAUAGUACAUCAAAGGGUUCACACUGGGGAAAGGCCUUUUGUGUGCAGCAAGUGUGGGAAAGAUUUCAUCCGAACCUCCCACCUUGUUCGGCACCAGAAAGUUCACUCUGGAGAAAGACCAUAUGAGUGCGGCGAGUGUGGGAAAGCCUACAGCUUAAGCUCCCACCUGAAUCGGCACCAAAAGAUCCACGCAGCCAGGAGACUGUAGGAGUGCUUGCAACACAGUGUUCAGUCAGGUGCCGAGUCUCAGAUAGAGCUAUGUUGUAUUUCUGACCAGCUCAAGUAACUUGCCAGCGUUCUUUCACUCAGUGCAUAUGGCUGAAAUCACUUGAACUCCUCCAUCUUGGUUUUUCCAACAUCCUCUGGAAAGAAAACUUAAUUACUCAGCUCAGUCCCUGUGAUAAUUGUGAAGCACACGUGAUAACAGUAGGAUUUCUCUCUCUGUCAUAACUGACUGGUAGACUUGUCUUCAGCUAAGAUGGUCUGAGCUGUGCUUGUAUUUGGCUUGCAAAGAUAAUUUACUUCAUGGAUGUUGUUUUUGUGUGAAAUAUUUUUAUUUGUUGACUUGAGACAGUACUGUUAUUUGGCCUAAGCUAGCCUUGAACUUCCCUUUCCUCAGUUUCUUAGUAGCUGAGAGUUUAGACAUGUGCCACUAUCCCGAGCUCUUUAUGAACUUCAUAACAUACUGUUUUUUUCCCAUCUUUUAUGUCAUCCAGCCAGAACAAUUACUUUUCUCCUAUUACUCUGCUUUCCAAUGAUAAAUGCCUUAGAAUUGUGACUUUUAAUCUUAGAAAGGCGAGAGUGUAUUGAAAACAGAUAGGAUUUGACAAACUAAAGAGGUAAACAGCCCUGUAUUUUAAUAGGACAGCGAGUUGCUGGAGAGCAAUUCUUAACCCAGUUAUGGUGUUACCUUGUAUUGUUGAAAAAAGCUUCAUGGAUAAUAAUUUCAGGUAUUUGGAGGAUCUGACUUGACUGGAUUUCAGAGUUAUUGGAAGGACCACGAACUGGUUUUGUAAAAACUUGCCGUGUGCUUGGGAGCAGAAUGCAACAUUUGUCUCAUUUCUAGCGCAUGUGCUAUCUCCUUGCACAAUCGAGGAGACCUCUAUGGCUGUAUUCUCUGGGGUCAGGAUUGGGAUAUAGGCUACCAUAUAUAUAACCCAAAGUGCUGCUAAACAAUAGUAUGGAAAUAGUGAAUGUGAAUAUUUGGAAUUACAGAUUAAUUUCAAUUAACUACAGGGGAAAUUCUUUCUUUGAAUUUUUAUUUUUGCUAAGAACAUUCUUAAAUGUUCUACUCAGGAUAACUGUGUAGGAUAAGAAGAUCUGUAGAAUUCUUCGGGAUAAAGUGCUGUACCACUUAGAACCAAGGUUACUGGUUCAACAUAGAUUUUUUUUCUAGAUUCCUAUGCCUUCCUGAGAUCUUUGCCAAAUGUAUUUGCUUUAUAGGUAGUAACCCCAAGAGAAGAGUGAUAUGAUUCAAGAAUGAUUCAAGAACAUAACUUUUGUGAGUUGCCAGAAUUCUUAGUUAUAGAGGAAAUGGCCUUUGUUGCUUACAACUGGGGAGAUGGAUUCCUAAGGCAUGUGCAGUGAUAUGGUAGAAUUACUAUAUUAAUGUCCACUUGUUUGAUUUUACAGUAGAAGUAGGUGGUCUAGAAAAUUAUUUUAAUUAUUUUUAGGCUUUAUGGAGUGUAAUCAGCAUACUCGAUCUAUAUUGUGUAGUUUGAUAUAUGUGUAUGUACUGUAAAGCCAUUCUAGCAGUGAUGUUGAUCAUACCCCAGAGUUCUAAAUUUACCUUCUUCAUGCUCUUCACUCAAUUCCUAGGCAGCCGCGAAUUUUACUGUAUAUAUGUUCUUCAAGAGGUUAUAUGUCAAUGUGACUAUGAAGUGUUUAUGUACAUUUUGUCUUCUGUUUGUCCGAAUAGCUAAUUUGACAUGUAUUUACAUUAUGUGUGUGAAUAGCUCAUUUAUUAUUGACUACUGGAAAUAUAGAUUUACUACAAUUACUUUAUUAUCAUAUUGGUGCAGGAGAAUUGUCUGUAUUCUGUCAAUCAUGUUAUAAAUAAACGCUGAUUGU